GCUUCAUCCCGCCCCGCCGUGCCCCGUCGCGCCGCUCUGCUCCGUCGCGCCGCUCUGCCCCGCGCUCUGGGUCCGCUGCCAUGACUGCGCGCGGAACUGCGAGCCGAUUCCUGACCAGCGUCCUACACAACGGGUUGGGGCGCUAUGUGCAGCAGCUGCAGCGUCUCAGCUUCAGUCUCAGCCGCGAUGCUCCGUCGUCCCGCGGCGCUAGGGAGUUCGUGGAAAGGGAGGUGAUCCACUUCGCCCAUCGCAACCCAGGGAUCGUAGUGUACGUGAACCCCCGACCGUGCUGCGUGCCCAGAGUGGUGGCCGAAUACUUGAACGGGGCGGUGCGCGAGGAAAGCAUACACUGCAAGUCGGUUAAGGAGAUCGCCACGCUGGUGCAAAAGCUGGCAGACCAGUCAGGCCUGGAUGUGAUCCGCAUCCGCAAGCCCUUCCACACGGAGAACCCCAGCAUCCAGGGCCAGUGGCACCCCUUCACCAACAAGUCCACGACGUUCCGGGGGCUGCGCCCCCGGGAGCUCCAGAAUUGUGCUUCAGCCCAGGGGCAAGCACAGUGAAGAGUCGUCCCACCUACUCCCACCCAGGUUGGACUAUUGCCCAAUAGAGAUGUUUCUUCCCCUGAGGAUUCCAAGCUCAAGCACAUAGUCUUGCUUGGGAUAAAGAACUGCCUGUUUGGUGCCAAUGUCCUGUGCUAAGAGCCAGGACCUUUUGUUUCCUAAUUCAAAUUAGUGAACAUCCCUGAAACCUGAGAUGAGAGGUGCUUGUCGUCCAAAAACUGAACUGAAGCCACAAGCCGUAAAUGCAGCACUUGGAAAGCCAAGGCAGGAGGAAAUAGUGAGUUUGAGGCCAUCCUGUGUCAAAAAAAAAAAAAAAAAAAAAAAUCCAAAUUGAUAAUGCUGACUUCAAAACACUAGUGGGGAGGGGUUUGUCUCUGGGCUGGCUUCGCAGAAUCCGUGAUGUUCUGCCACAGCCCUUGAGCUAGAGUGGACUGCUGUGACCUGACAUUGAGCAAGACUAUGUGAAUGUGAACAGAUUAAAAAACUGAUGUCAUUAAACUUAUGUAAAUUUUUCUUCCAAA
Messenger RNA from Cavia porcellus (domestic guinea pig), 1081 nucleotides. It is a transcript of the gene Mrpl43, whose product is annotated as mitochondrial ribosomal protein L43. Gene Ontology annotation, biological process: mitochondrial translation. The record is from RefSeq and is a predicted model, not a curated record. Gene Ontology annotation, cellular component: mitochondrial large ribosomal subunit. Bases 81 to 560 code for a protein of 159 amino acids. Lineage: Eukaryota; Metazoa; Chordata; Mammalia; Rodentia; Caviidae. Gene Ontology annotation, molecular function: structural constituent of ribosome. The transcript has 3 exons.